UUCAGCAUAGGCUUACAUUAAACACUGUGACCAGGACGGGGGUUGAUGUUGUCUGGAUUUCAACCAUAACUUCGUAAGGACAUACAACUUACUAAUACUCGGGACCCGUUGCUUUUAUGCCAGUUUUAGUCUCUACACAUACGGAUACAGAUACAGAUAUGGUAUUUCCAAGCUAGAAUUCGGAAACUCAACAUAGAGCUCAUUCGUGUCGAUCCUGUGACUGAAUAUGCCUUCCUCACAGGUAUUAGUUCGUCUUCCACAAACAACGCUCAAACGCAGACAGUUGAAGGAUAAAAUAACCAAACAUUUUCAAAAGUCACAGGUCAGCAAAGAUUUUGAUGUGGAGGAUGUCAAUAUUAUCCUAGAAAAUGACAGUAAAAUAUGGCUGACAGUUACUUUCAACGAGCCUGCAGGUGUCGAGUUUGUUCUUUCAAGAGAAAAACAUCAUGAACUGAUCAUUGAUGGAGUUGUAAUUCCAUUUGAAGUAAAACGUCACCUGCCUAUACCAAGCUGGCGGCUAGUGUCACCUUCAGUAGAUUCCGAUUCGGAUCCAGAGACAUUUGUGGUCUUGGAUGAAAACAAACAUAAAUCCGAAGCUAAAGGCAGUGAAAUUUCAGCUGAAGGGGGCACAUUAUUAGCAGGUCAGCAGGAAAAUCUGCCGAGCUGUCGAAGUGACUCGGCAGAAUGCAACAAGGACCAACAACCUUCCUCCGAACACGAUCAAGAGGAGGAAGUCGACCCUAUUUACUCACUGCGCGAGAAGGAACCUGAUUGGUGGCAGGCCAAGGCAGCUGAGGAAGAGGCUCAAAAAAAGCAUGAAGCCGAGGCCGAGGUUGAAGAAGAUGAGCAACUGAUUGAAGUGACUGGAUACAAAAAGACACAAGGUAUCGGGGUCCUGAAGUUGUAUUUUGAGAAUCCACUCAGAUCUGGAGGAGGUGAAAUAGAGACAAUAGGGAGAGACCCUAAGACUGGUGCCGUCAGAAUUACCUUCAAGAACCCAUUGGUUGCUGCUGUGGUUGAAGCAAGGAGGCACAAGCUAGACCGUUCCAAUCUGAAGGUCAAACUGAUCACCAAGAAGAAACGUCGACCACUUCCAAUCAAUGCACGAUGUCUGUUUCUAGAAGGAAUUCCAGAUGGAUGCUCCUCUGAGAGUGUGAAGCUCUUUAUUGAGAAUAGAGCAUCCAUGGGUGGGGAACCCAAAAUCCAAUAUGGAAAGAAGCCUGGAACAGCUUUAUGUACAUUCUCACGUGAUAUUCCAGAUUUGGAUGCUGUUGUAACCAAUGUUUCUAAGAAGAAGCUGCAAGAGGUUGUAAUAACAGCAAAGAAAGUUCAGGAAGCUGAUGCUGUCUUAGUGACAGGAUUUUCAAAAGAUGUAAAUUUGGUCACCAUUGAGUUGUACUUUGACAACAAGAACAAGAGUGGAGGCGGUAGAGUGAGAGACGUACAACCAGGACCCAUGGAUGGACAGGCAAUCGUCUACUUUGAAGACUGGAAAGUUGUAAAUGAAGUGUUACAUAAAGACACCCACAAGAUUGGUCGGAAAGCAGUCAAAGUUGAAACGUAUCAUGAAUGUCUGUGGAAACUGAGCCAUGGUGAUCAGGCGUCUGUCUCAGACAUCCCUGACAAGACAAGCCCUGAACAGGUGAAAAGAAGUACCGGUAACGUAGCAUCAAGCAUCAAGGGAGCUGAAGCACAAGAGACUGGCCAGAAAGUAGGGAUGAAGAAACCACAAGUUGGCCAAAGAGUCCAGGUACAAAUCCAAGGAGAACAGGGAGGCAAGGUUGCUGACGCCCAGGAAAUGCCCGAGAGUGACCAUCAGGAAGAUGUUGAGCAACUGAUUGAAGUGACUGGCUUCAAACCGUCCACAGGUGAUGAGGUCCUUGGGCUCUAUUUUGAAAAUCGUGGAAAAUCUGGAGGAGGGGAAAUAGAGAUGCUAGAGAGAGACCCUAAGACUGGUGCCGUCCGCAUUACCUUCAAGAACCAAUCAGUUGCUGUUGAGGUGGAGAAGAGGAAGCACAAGCUAGCCUGUGCCAAUCUAAAUGUCAAACUGAUCACCAAGAAGAAACGUCGUCCACUUCCGGUCAAUGCACGAUGUAUGUUUUUAGAAGGGAUACCAGAUGGAUGCUCAUCUGAGCAUUUGAAGCUCUUUAUUGAGAAUAGAGCAUCCAUGGAUGAGGAACCAACAAUCCAAUAUGGAGAGAAACCCGGAACAGCUAUAUGUACAUUCUCACGUGAUAUCCCAGGAUUGGAUGAUAUUGUAACCAAAGUUUCUAAGAAGACAAUGAAAGACGUUGUAAUAACAGCAAGGAAAGUUCACGAAGCUGAUGCAGUCUUGGUAACAGAGUUUUCCAAAGACGUAAGUUUGGAGACUAUUGAGUUGUAUUUUGACAACAAGAAGAGUGGAGGCGGUGGAGUGAGAGAGGUACAACCAGGACCCAUGGAUGGACAAGUAAUCGUCUACUUUGAAGACUGGAAGGUUGUGAAUGGAGUAUUGCGUAUAGAUCACAAGAUUGGUCGAAAAGCAGUAAAAGUUGAAAAGUAUCAUGAUUGUCUGGGGAAACUGAGCCAUGGUGAUCAGGCGUCCGUCUCUGACAUCUCUGGCAAGACACGCCCUGAACAGGUGAAAAGAGGACCCGGUAAUGUAGCAUCAAGCAUCAAGGGAGCUGAAGCACAAGAGACUGGCCAGAGGAAAGUUGGGAUGAAGAAACCACAAGUAGGCCAAAGAGUUCAGGUACCAUUCCAAGGAGAACAGGGAGGCAAGGCAAGUGUUGCUUAUAAGGAUGUUGACACUCAGGAAGGGUUCCAAGGUAAACUUACUGAAGAUUAUGAGCAACUAAUCGAAGUGACUGGCUUCAAACCAUCCGCAGAAGAUGAGGCCAUUGGGCUCUAUUUUGAGAACGGUCGAAAAUCUGGAGGAGGGGAAAUAGAGACCAUGGAGAGAGAUUCAAAGACUGGUGCCGUCAAAAUUACCUUCAAGGACCAAUCAAUUGCUGUUGAAGUGGAGAGGAAGAAGCAUAAGCUAGCCGGCGCCAUUCUGGAUGUCAAACUGAUCACCAAGAAGAAACGUCGUCCACUUCCAAUCAAUGCACGAUGUCUGUUUCUAGAAGGAAUACCAGAUGGCUGCUCAUCUGAGCAUGUGACGCUCUUUAUUGAGAAUAGAGCAUCCAUGGAUGAGGAACCAACCAUCCAAUAUGGAGAGAAGCCUGGAAGAGCUAUAUGUUCAUUCUCAUAUGAAAUUCCAGAUUUGGAUGCUGUUAUAACCAAGAUUUCAAAGAAGAAACUCCGAGGCGUUGACAUAACAGCAGAGAAAGUUCAUGAAUCCGAUGCAAUUCUAGUACAAGGAUUUUCGCAAGACACAGGUGUGGAAAUGAUUGAGUUGUAUUUUGACAGCAAGAAGAAGAGUGGAGGCGGUGGAGUGAGAGAGGUACAACCAGGACCCAUGGAUGGACAGGCAAUCGUCUACUUUGAAGACUGGAAGGUGGUUCAAGACGUUUUAGCAAGAGGUCUUCAUAAGCUUGGUGGUAAUGAUCUACUAACCGACUCAUACCAUGAGUUCCUUGGAAGACUGAGCCCGCUUGAUGCCCCAACUCCACAUACCCCUAAACCAGUGUCGGUAAAAGUACAGGAACCUAUCAUGGAGUUCCUCUGUGGGAAAGGUGAGAAUACAAAGAAGAAGUUGCUGAAAGACUUGGCCAAGGCAAAAGCCAAACUGCUGUGGCCGGAUGGUUCUCAGAAGUCGCAAGCUAAACUAGAACCAAUAAUAGACGAAUCCCAACAGCCAUGGUUGAACUGGGAAAAAGAAGCUGUUGAUGUUCUGACUCGCUUUAUGGGAGGAUGCAAAUUAGCCAGAGUUCCAGUUCCACAAAAACUGUGGAAGGGUGCUGCUGAUAAACUGCAGAAGAUGACUACAGCUUGCUCGAUGGGCCUAGAUACUCAACUUCAUGAAGUGAUACUGGUCGGAGAGCAACGAGAUGUUGAUGGCACUGAAGUAAAAAUAAAUUUGGUCACCAAAGAGUUACAGAAGAAUGCCGACUAUGAUGCUGCGCAAGCAACAGAAGACAUCAACUGGGAUGCAAAAAAGCUACAGCUGUUUACCUUGUGUGGGAUUAAACAGGAGAUUGAAAAGUCCUUUCCAGCUCUGAAGAUCACAAUUUUCAGCUCUCCUGGUAAAACCGGCAUCACACUUGAUGGAGUAAGAUCAACCGUCAAAGAAGUGGAGCUAAAGAUAAGGAGAAUGAUGGACAGUUUGGAAAAGACAGAGUUCAAAUCUGGGAGUAUCAAAGUGCGAUUUGUUCAGCAUGUUCCGGACAAAAUUCAUGAAGUUCUAGGGUCACGAAAUAUUCGUGCAGCUUGCAGUGGAUCAGAUGAUGGGAAGAUCACAAUACACGGUGCUACUAGCAGAGAUAUCAGGGAGGCUAAAGCAUACAUCGACAAUGAAAUAGAUGAAGAUGUGAUUACCAUCAAAGGUUCUGCAUUAGCUGCUGUACAAGGCCACGAGGGGAAGAAACUUGUAGACUUUAUCAACAAGCAAAAGUUGGUCAUGGUGGAAAUAAAGCAAGACAUUAUCGAGCUCGCAGGAUUCAAGUCUAAACUGGAGGAAGCGAAGUCUCAGAUUAUAGAGUUUUUGAAAAACACAAUAGUUAUCAAGGAACACAUUUCUUGCCACGCUGCCGACAUAAAAGAUAUCAACAGAUUCUGGCAUGACGAAGUUGAGGUUGCAGAAAUGGCAAACCAAACCAACUAUGUCAAAAUAGAGUUGAAGAGACAAGGGAGCGAAAGCGGUUUCGCUAUCGAAGGCAACCAAGAAGGUAUUGGAAAAGCUCGAGAGAUUUGUCUCGGGCUAAUUGCAAGACUUGAUAGAAAUCCAAGAGUCCCACCCGUAAGUGAUAAGGCACGCACACGUUUUGAAGAUUAUACUGUGCUGCAGUCUCCAGAUCAGUCAGAAGAUGGCGUGAGUGACACCGAUGAUGUCCCCAUGAGAGUGCCAAUGCAACAGCAAUACAGCCAACAAGAUACGGGACAUAAGAAGCUACGUCGCAAGAAGUUAGCAAGAUCAGCAGACAGUGAGCAAUUGUUACAGACUUCGCCAAGAAAUGAAACCGAUUCUAAGAUCGGACCAAGUCAGUCUUCCCAACGGGGAAACAUGUUUCAACGCUUCAUGCGUCCAAAAACAGUUCCCAGGAGCGACGAAAAAUUCAUAACCAAUGGACUGACUAUUGUUGUUCGCAGGGGGGACAUAACAAAGCAGCAAGUAGAUGCCAUCGUCAGUCCGUCCAAUCCUAAGUUGCAGCAUGGUGGAGGUGCAGCAAAGGCAAUAGAGAUGGCUGCUGGGCCACAGUUGGGCUCUUUCUGUGCCGGUGUGUUGACGAAUCGGCCCAAUCAACCACUACAGGCCUCGGAAUGCAUUGUUUCACCUGGCUUCAAUCUCAACUGCCGGCAUAUCAUCCAUUCUGUGGGACCAGGGCAAAACAUGAGCCCCCAGCAGUUUAACAGUAUCUUAAACCAGGCUUUUGUUAACUGUCUCCUAAAAGCAGAUGAAUCCCAGGCACAGUCACUGGCGAUGCCGUUGAUCGGUUCGGGUGCUGUCGGUGCGCCGAAAGAGGAUUGUGCGGAGUUGCUCAUUCGCGCUUUAGUCAAUUUUAGUAGUACGCCAAUUAUGUUUUUAAAUGAAGUAUAUUUAGUGAAUAUUGAUACAGAGGCAACUGAGGCACUCGUGCAGUGUUGUAAGGAUAUUAUUUAGCCCAUCAGUGUCCGAAAACCCCCGAUACGUAAAUAUGCCAAAUUCAUGUUGGUGAAUAACCAUGUUGGGAAGCACACGUUGAAAGUAUCGAGCAGGCAGGCAGGGCCCAGGGCCCAAUUUCAUAGAGCCGCUUAUUAAGCACACAAAGUGGCUAAGCACAACGAAAUUAAGCUUACCAGA
Molecule: messenger RNA, 5920 nt
Organism: Asterias rubens (European starfish)
Lineage: Eukaryota; Metazoa; Echinodermata; Asteroidea; Forcipulatida; Asteriidae
Product: protein mono-ADP-ribosyltransferase PARP14-like
Exons: 19
Coding region: 227-5740 (1837 amino acids)
Source: RefSeq, a predicted model, not a curated record